AUGCCUGCAAAGUCGAGUUUCCCUGAGGUUGAACUUUUCUUAAACAACGUUAAGAAGGACAUUCUCGAACCUAAGAACUUGAGAAAAGCCAAGGACAACCUGACGAGGGAGGAGAGAUCAGCCGUAGGUAAACUUAAAGCUAGUGACCAUGUAUUUAGAAUUUAAGAUAAGGGAUCUAGAUUUGUUAUUAUUUCCCAAAAUGAGUACCAAGAUAAGAUGUUAAGGCAGCUUAACAAUGAUCUUUAUUAUACUAAGCUUAACCAGGACCCCACCAUUGAGCAUUUUGAUAAAGUCAAAAUUUGGGGACAGAAAUGGUUUAGUGAAGGACAGAUUAGUCAGGAGAUUGCCACUUGGGUUGCCAAUUUGGAACAAAAACCGGGGGUGGCUUUUGGCAAUGUGAGGACUCACAAAGAGGGCAGCCCUCUCCGCCUAAUUACAUCUUGCUGCGGAACAGCAAUCGAAAGACUUUCUGCUUUUACUGAAUUUUAUCUUAAGCCUCUCGCCCAAAAUCUACCCUCGUUUGUUAAAGAUUCCACUGAUCUUAUCAACAAGAUCCAAACAUUUAAUUCUGAGAACGGUCCUUUACCACCUGGGUGUCUGUUGGUCUCCUGGGACGUCGUGGCUAUGUUUCCCAAUAUUGAUAAUAACUUAGGCAUUUCAGCUGUUAGAAAAGCUCUUGAUUCUAGAUCGAUGAAAUUUCCAUCCCCCGAAUGCAUUGUUGAGGCAAUCGAAAUUUGUCUCCAAGCCAAUAAUUGUCAAUUUCCGGGGAAAAAUUUUGUGCAAAAACAUGGUACGGCUAUGGGCCCCAAAAACGCAUGCAGUUAUGCCGACUUGGCUAUGGGAUUAAUUGAUGAGAAAGCUAAGUUUGGAGGUGGUGUGAAACCAUUGUUAUGGUGGAGGUAUAGGGAUGAUGUUUUCGAUGUUUGGACACAUGGUUUGCCUAAGUUAUUAGAGUUUACCGAGUACCUCAAUUCCCUCUAUACCACCAUCAAAUUUGAGCUGGUGUACUCUGAGCACACCCUCAGUGUCCUGGAUCUCACACUGCACCUUCAAGACGGGUUCAUAAUUACUGAUAUUUACGCUAAGCCUACAGAUAGCCAUCUUCAUUUACCCUUUUCCAGUUCGCACCCGGCACACUGUAAAAGGGCAAUUCCCUACGGAGUUGCUUUACGCAUUAGACGUAACUGUUCUACGGACGAGUCCCUUUACAAGAGAUGUGUUGAAUAUAAAGGGUAUCUUAAAUCCCAGGGUUAUAAUGCAGAUUUGGUAGACAAUCAAUUUGACAGAGCGCUGAGAAUUGAAAGAUCAGUACUCCUCAAGAAAAAUGUCAAGUCCAACAAAAAAGUAUUUCCGUUAGUCCUCGACUACAAUCCUAUCAUCACUGAUAUUCAGAGGAUUAUCCAAAAGCAUGCUCAUCUCUUAAGAUCGUCACCUGAGUUAUUGGAAAUUUUUCCAUCAAAAUCGAUUUUUCCAGCAUAUCGCCGUACCAAAAACCUCAAAGACAUUUUGGCGCCUUCUAGAUUUUGUAUGGGUGGGAAAGUUAGUCAGGCAGAGAAGGAAACGGGAGGUUGUUUUAAAUGCUCCUCUAGAUGCGACCAUUGCAAGAGUUUUUUAAUUCAAGAUUCCAAAUUUUAG
Molecule: messenger RNA, 1635 nt
Organism: Stylophora pistillata
Lineage: Eukaryota; Metazoa; Cnidaria; Anthozoa; Scleractinia; Pocilloporidae
Source: RefSeq, a predicted model, not a curated record